AUGCCUGUGCGCCUCAGGUACGUGGGCCAGGACGACCCGGUGGCGGAGAAGAUCUUCCGGCUGGCUGCGAGCCGGGAAGAAGCAGCAGCAGCAGCAGGAAAAGGAGACAGUUCUAUAACAACUUUGUUCGUGGGGGGCUUGCCAGAGGGGACGCGGGAGACGCAGCUGCUGCAGCAGCUGCGGCCCUUCGGGGAAGUGCUGGCUGUGCGCAUAAACCCUCUCAAGAAAGUGGCUUUUGUUUGCUUCGCAGAAAGAGCAGCAGCAGCAGCAGCACUGCAGCAGCUGGCGGGGCAGCUGGUGAUUGGGGGCGCCACCAUGCGCCUGGCCUGGGCCAGGCCCAAGGCCAGCGCCGAAGCAGCAGCGGACAGCAGCAGCAGCAGCAGCAGCAGCGCAGCAGCAGCAGCAGUGCCCGAGGGGUACCUCGCCCCCCCCGUCCCAGGACUGCCCCCCCUACCCUUACCCAUGGGGGCCCCGGGGCCCCCCCCUGCUGUUUUGGGGGCCCCUGUACCCUACCGUUCGAUGUUGCCUUCCGAGGCGGAGUUGUCGCGCCGCUGA
Molecule: messenger RNA, 555 nt
Organism: Eimeria tenella
Lineage: Eukaryota; Apicomplexa; Conoidasida; Eucoccidiorida; Eimeriidae
Exons: 1
Coding region: 1-555 (184 amino acids)
Cellular component (GO): Prp19 complex; U2-type catalytic step 2 spliceosome; U2-type catalytic step 1 spliceosome
Molecular function (GO): pre-mRNA binding; U6 snRNA binding
Source: RefSeq, a predicted model, not a curated record